CAGUCCUGUUAGUACAAGUGAGUUGGAGAGCGUAGCCAGGCGUUGCCAGUUCCUAUCCCUGACAGCCUCCAGGAGCCUCAGGCAGGAUUAUGUCAAAGCACAAGGGGUAACUCUGGCUGGGACCGCUUUGCCACAGGAUCUCCAGCGCUCCUGUGGGCUCAGCUGCAUGCAGAGAAAUACCUGCGGGAAGUUCUGGGGGCUCUCCUGCUCUUCCAUGGACAGAGGAGCAGCAUCAGAACACUGUGUGUGCAGGCAAGGAGGGCUGGGGGCUCGGGGGGAAGGAGCCACUCCCCAGCCCAGCCCUGACCGCAGGUUUUGCUGCUGGCCCAAUCUCACUGGGGCACAGGGUCUGGCAGAUGCCCACGCUUGGGGUCCUACACCCCCUUAGGGAUGCAGGGACAUGGCAGUGACUCCACAUUGUCCCGAGCUCAGACAGGGGGUCUCAGGGGCUCAGCAUUCCUCUGGCUGGUGUGGCUGGAGGUGGGGAAAGUUCCCAGAGCACUGCUGGACCCUGGGGCUUCCUGCAGCACAAGGCUUGCUUUGCUCCAUCCAGCACCGUGCGAGCUCCCAGCUAUGUGGAGCAGCCUCCCCCUCAGAACACUUACGUUACCCUCAAUCACAUCCACAUGCUGUCUCGGAGAGCUGCCUCUUCCCUCCAGAUGUGCAGAGCGUGUCUGUGCGGCUGUCCCAGGCUCUCACACCUCCUGCUUCCCUCCCCUGCCUAAUGGAGCAGGGAUUUUGGCAGCGGUGGCUGCUGCUGCUGGUGGGCAUCCAGCUGGCCAGUGGCCAGUGCCCAGAGCAAUGCCAGUGCGUCCGCACUGCCCAGGUGGAGUGCUCCGGUGCUGGCAUCACUACAGUCCCCAGCCCCAUUCCUGAGAACGCCAUGACCCUGCAGAUCAUCAACACUCUCAUCACUGAGCUGGGAGACGCAUCCUUUGGCAACGCCUCCCUACUGAUCGGGCUGCGCAUCGAGAAGAACAACCUGUCGCGCAUCAGCCCCAGGGCCUUCCAGCACCUGCCCGACCUGCGCUACCUCAGCCUGUCCAGCAACAAGCUGCAGGAGCUCCCCGUGCAGGUCUUCGAGCCCCUGGGCAAGCUGGAGUCUCUACUCCUCUCCAGCAACCAGAUCCUUCAGGUGGAGCCUUCCCACUUCUCCCACCUGAGCAACCUGAAGGAGCUGCAGCUGCACGGGAACAACCUGCAGGAGCUGAAGGAGGGGGUGUUUGACCAUCUCACCAGCCUUACCAAGCUCAACCUGGCCAGGAAUGACAUCGACCACCUGCCACGCCGGGCCUUUGAGCGGCUGGCGCGGCUGCAGGUGCUGCGACUCUAUGAGAAUCGGCUCCGGCAGAUCCCAGUGGGCACCUUUGAUGGGCUGCCCGAGCUGCAGGAACUAGGACUGCACCAGAAUCAGCUGGAGACGCUGUCCCCGGAGCUCUUUGUGCACAAUGGAAACCUGCAGAAGCUCUACCUGUCCAAUAACCUCCUUGUCACCCUACCGAGCGGUGUCUUCUUGCCCUUGCGUGCCCUUGCUAAGAUCACCCUGCACGUCAACCGCCUGCGGGACAUCUCCCCCGGUGCCUUCGGGCCCAUGCCCAACCUGCGGGAGCUGUGGCUCUACGAUAAUGAGCUUUCUACCCUCCCUACCGCUGUCUUUGGAAACCUCACCCAGCUGCAGCUCCUGGUACUCAGCAAGAACCGGCUGCGCUCCGUGGCACGGGGUGCUUUCCAGGGUUUGGGAGAGCUGCUGGAGCUGUCUCUGCACUCCAACGCCCUGCGCCGCCUGGAUGCCCAGACACUGGAAGGGAUGCCCAAGCUGCAGAACAUCUCCCUGCACCACAACCAGCUGCAGAUGCUGCCGCGGGGCCUCUUCAGCACUACCCCAGGGCUGCGGCACCUGCAGCUGCACUCCAACGCCCUGGAGUACCUGCCCGCCGGCAUCUUCUCCCCUCUGGCUGCCUUGCAAGAGGUGAAGCUGCACAACAACUCCUGGCGCUGUGACGAGGGCAUCCUGCCCCUGCGGGGCUGGCUGGAGGACAACCUCCACAAGGUGGGCGAGACACCCCCCCUCUGUGCCCAGCCCCCUUCCCUGUGGGGCACCCCCAUCGCUGGGCUGCCGCAGGACCAGCUCCUCGUCCCCGUGCCCUCCACUGCCUCCCCCCGUCCCAGCACCCCGCUCCCUGCUGGCCCCUCUGAGGUGGCAUUACCCGAGGGUGCCUGGACGGAGCCCCCCAUGGGGCUGCCAGUCUCCCCACAGGCGGAUGAGGAGAAGGAGGAGGAAGAGGAGAGGGGGCAGUGGGGGCUGACAAGCACACAGAGUGGGGUGGUGGUGGCGGUCAUUGUGCUGGUGUGUGCGGCCCUGCUUGCCGCUCUGGUGGCGCUGGUGGUCUACGGCUGCAGGAAGAAGAGCCAAGUUGUGCUUAUGAGAAUGAAGGCGCCCAAUGAAGCAUCCCCUCCCGCCUCUGUGCUCAUCCCCUGCCCGGGGGCCAGCAGCUGCGAUGCCGAGAGGGGACCCCUCAAGCAGAGAGCCACAGCCUGGUCAUUCAUGAUGGUGCUUAACUCAAACAGGACUCCCUUGUCCCUCACGUUGCUUUGUCCCCUCUGGUGCUACCUGUCGUUUCACCGCCUGCUGCCCGCUGCUCCCGCCAUGCCCCAGCCUCUGCCCCCGCCCGGGCAGGAGCCGCACACCCGGUGCUGCCGUGCCCUCGCCGACGGGCUGGGCGCUGCUGCCGGGCUGGCACACCCGCACCGCUCCACGCUGCCGCCCUGCCCGCAGGCAGCCAGCACCUUCCCUGGCCCGCACAGCCUCCUGCCCCCUCCUGCUGCCUCUCCUGUGCCCCGCGGCGUCCGGGACACCGGCCUCUGCUGCGUGCGGGGGAAUUACCGGCACCUCCUGUCCCUCUGUGGCUGGGUUAUUUUUGAAGCGCUCCAAGGACGCCGGUUGUUGUUGCCGAUAAGCAGCGAGGGGCAGCUCCGCCUCAGCCGGCACAGCUCCCUGCAGGUUUCCCAUCUGCCCCAGAAAACACUGUUUCAUCUUGGUGAGCAGCCUCCCUGCAAACCUGCUGUGGGCUGCGUGGUAGUCUCCACGAUGUUACACUCGGCAGGGGAUGAGGCUCGGCUCCUUCUCCAGUGCAGGCUGGUGGUCUACAUGCUGCUGGGACUGGGGUUCCUGCUGGUGAGGGGGCUGCCCCUACCCUGCCCCUCCAGCUGCCAGUGCUAUGACACCUCCAAAGUCUUCUGCUCGGAGGAGAGGAUGCGGGAGAUCCCAGUGGGCCUGCCAGGGAACGCCACCCAGCUCUUCUUUGUGGAGACUGCCCUGAGAAGUGUCCGCAGUGGGGCUCUGGGCUUCAGCACCACCCUCACCAAGUUGGUCUUCCUCAACAACAACAUCCAGGACCUGGAGGACGGUGCCUUUCAGGGGCUGCCCGGCCUCACCGAGCUGGAGGUGUCAGGUAACCCCUUGCCGGCAGUCAGCCCCAGGUUGCUGGCGGGUCUGCCCAGCCUCAGCAAGCUCUCCCUGGGUGCCAAUGCCCUCCGCUCCCUGCAGCCAGGGCUCUUCGCCUCUGCCUGCUGCCUGCAGGACCUGCGCUUGCCGGGGAACAGGAUCGAGGCACUGCCCCCCGGCAUCUUCCGCCCGCUCCGGCACCUCCAGACCCUGGACCUCUCGCAGAACGUCCUGACUGAGCUGCCAGCAGAGCUGCUGGCGCCCCUCACCGCCCUCCGCCUCCUCAAGCUCAGUGACAAUCUGCUGGCGCGGCUGCCCCACGGAGCUUUUGGGGCGCUGGGCCUGCUGGCCGAGCUCCACCUGGAUGGGAACCGGCUGGAGGAGCUGCCGGCCAACGCCUUUGCGGGGCUGGGGGCGCUGCGGCGGCUGCAGCUGCAACACAACGCUCUGGGCAGCCUGUCCCCUGACAUCUUCACUGGUCUCCCGAACCUCACCGUCCUCAGCUUGGAGGGCAACCGCCUGGCCACCCUGCCUGCCACCCUCUUCACCGGCACCCCUCGCCUCCUCCACCUUUCCCUGGCUCGCAAUGGGCUGGAGAUGCUGCCCCAGGGACUCUUUGCCAACCUGUCUGUGCUUCAGACCCUGGUGUUGUCAUAUAACUCCAUAGACCACCUUCCCGCUGGGGUUUUCCAGGGUCUGGCGGAGCUGGCAACGCUGCAUCUGAGCCACAACAACCUCUCCAGCCUGCCGGCUGGGCUGCUGAGAGGGCUGCCCCUCCUCACUGCCCUGGCGUUGGACCACAACCGCCUGGCCCGCCUGCCUCCGGGGCUCUUUGAUGCCAAUGAGGAGCUGGUGCGAGUGGGGCUGGGCAGCAAUCCCUGGGUCUGUGACUGCCACCUUGCCUAUCUCCUGAGCUGGCUCCAGGGCUUUGCCGAGCCCCUCACCCAUGCGCAAGCCUCCUGUGCCAGCCCAGCUGCUCUCCAGGGACGGUCCCUGCUGGAGGUCCCCCACAGGCAGCUGCAGUGCCCGGGAGCAUCGGGUGCCACCCCGGAGGAGGGCUGGAACGGGGAGCAUGGUCCAGGGCAGUGCACCUACAGGAACCCCGAGGGCACCGUAAGCAUGGCCUGUGAUGCCACGAGCUGCCAGCAGCUCAGCCUUCACCUUCCUCCUCCCUCUCCUCCUCCCAGGCAGGCAGCGGGGCUGGGGCCGGUGUACCAGGGUGCCUGGGUGCUGCACUCCCGCUGUGGCACACUGCAGGUCAAUGUGCUGGUCACCGCACAGAGCAGGGAUGAGGCCACAUCUCCAGGUCUUCCCACUGUGCCCUAGAGCUCGGGCAGGAGCCUGAUUCUGCUCCACUCUUGCACUGGCAGCCUCUGAACCAGCCUGGGAAACAGCACCCCGUCUUGAUCUGCUACCCCUACCAUGGUCACCAGCUGUCACCGAGCUCUCCACAAAAGCUGAGCUGGUGGUAUUUAUUCUUCCAGCUGUGUGCUUCCUGUAUAUUUCAAAUGUAAUUAAAAUAUAUGUAUUA
This is a messenger RNA of Pezoporus occidentalis (night parrot), 4976 nucleotides long. RefSeq lists its product as uncharacterized. Gene Ontology annotation, cellular component: extracellular matrix. The record is from RefSeq and is a predicted model, not a curated record. The transcript is spliced from 5 exons. Bases 401 to 4771 code for a protein of 1456 amino acids. Gene Ontology annotation, molecular function: protein binding. NCBI's taxonomy places the organism in Eukaryota, Metazoa, Chordata, Aves, Psittaciformes, Psittacidae.